CGUGUGAAGGGGAGGAGUCACAACUGUACUUAUGGAUGCGGGUGAUGGGGGUGAACAUAUGGACUGGUGCUCCACAAAGCGAGGGAUUGGAAAACAGUGCUUUGGAUAUCGCUUGGAGACGCGACUGUUUGUGGCGGGGCGCGCACUCAUCUGCCCAAGGCGUUUGCCAAAGAGACUGCACGCGCGCUUUGAGAACAAGGAAGCAAAGCGGAUUAAUUUUUGUUUUGUCAGUACAGGAAGGAAAAGAAGAACACAGUAAACUGAUUUUGUGUUCCUCUCCUUUUGUGUUUUGGGUCAGACAGCAGAUUAAAACCUGGAUAAUCUUUAUCUUGGGGUUUAGCAAACGGACACACUGAAGUUAGAAACUGGAAUAUUUUUGUAGCCUACAUUAUAAAAAAAAACCGGUGCUGCACUUACAGUCAAUGUCAGUUUUCAAAAAAGAAAUCCAAUAAUUCAGUGACAUUGACAGCGCCUUGUUUUGAAUUUUAUAGCAGCCACGGCAAUCGCCCAUGUUCUUGCGUUAUUAGCCACUAAACGCAAAAUAUUAUAUUUAGAACUGACAUGUUAAUAAGCAACUUCACGUAAAAAUAAAGACUUUCGUAGUAUCCCGAGAGACGCUAUUUAUGUAUACAUUUAAAUUGUUAUCAGAGAUCUGACUAACGGGCGCUUGUCCAGGCCAGCACACCUCCGAGCAUCACCGUUUAAUAUUUGCUCGCCAUAACGGGGACAUAACAUCUCAAUUAGCAACAUGACGGAUGGACCGAGACAAAGAGGCAGCGCGGCGGCGAGCACCAGCAGCCUGGAUGGAGCGUCGGACACCGGGGCAGCUGCAGGAGAGUCGGUGGGGUUGAAGAAGGAGAUUGGUCUCGUCAGUGCUUGUGGUAUUAUUGUUGGUAACAUCAUCGGAUCUGGAAUCUUUGUUAGUCCAAAGGGAGUUUUGGAAAAUGCAAGUUCAGUGGGCCUGGCUCUCAUCGUGUGGAUCGUUACAGGUGUUAUCACAGCAAUCGGAGCGCUCUGCUACGCUGAGCUAGGUGUCACUAUUCCCAAAUCCGGAGGGGACUAUUCUUAUGUCAAGGAUAUCUUCGGAGGACUGGCAGGGUUUUUACGGUUGUGGAUUGCUCUGUUGGUGAUCUACCCCACUAACCAGGCUGUCAUCGCUCUCACCUUCUCCAACUAUGUUCUGCAGCCUCUGUUUCCCACCUGCUUCCCACCUGAAAAUGGACUGCGUCUGCUCGCCGCCCUCUGCCUGUUGCUCCUGACAUGGGUGAAUUGCUCUAGCGUGCGCUGGGCAACACGGGUGCAGGACAUCUUCACUGCAGGGAAACUCCUGGCCCUCAUUCUCAUCAUCAUCAUGGGCAUCGUACAGAUCUGCAAGGGCGAGUAUUACUGGUUGGAACCAGCCAAUGCUUUUGAGCCAUUUCAAGACUAUGAUGUUGGUCUGAUUGCGCUGGCAUUUCUACAGGGCUCGUUUGCCUACGGUGGCUGGAACUUUCUCAAUUAUGUCACAGAGGAACUGGUUGACCCAUAUGUAAACCUCCCUCGUGCUAUCUUCAUCUCUAUUCCCCUUGUGACCUUUGUGUACGUUUUUGCCAACAUUGCUUACGUCACUGCCAUGAGUCCUCAAGAGCUGUUGGCAUCUAACGCAGUUGCUGUGACGUUUGGUGAGAAGUUGUUAGGAGUGAUGUCAUGGAUCAUGCCCAUCUCUGUGGCCUUGUCCACAUUUGGGGGGGUCAACGGCUCCCUUUUCACCUCCUCUCGGCUGUUCUUCGCGGGUGCUCGUGAAGGCCAUCUGCCCAGCCUACUGGCUAUGAUUCAUGUGAACCGCUGCACCCCUAUUCCAGCCCUGCUCUUUACAUGUAUCUCCACACUUCUGAUGUUGUGCACUAGUGACAUGUACACACUCAUCAACUAUGUGGGCUUCAUCAACUACCUCUUCUACGGUGUCACUGUUGCCGGGCAGAUUGUGCUACGGAUCAAAGAACCAGACAUGUACCGACCAAUUAAAAUCAGUCUGGUAUGGCCGGUCAUCUAUCUGCUGUUUUGGGCCUUCCUGCUGAUUUUCUCCCUGUACUCUGAGCCUGUGGUCUGUGGCAUUGGUUUGGCCAUCAUGCUCACUGGUGUCCCUGUCUAUUUCUUGGGCGUUUACUGGGACAACAAGCCUCAGUGUUUCGAUAAAUUUGUCGAUAAGAUAACAUACAUAGGUCAGAAGUUCUGUGUAGUGGUUUACCCAGCAGAAGACAAAAAGAAAGACAAGGAGUGUGAAGAAGAGAUCGAGCUGAAGGAACAAUCGGCCCCACUUUCAGGAGACGACAGCGAGACACCGAAAUCAGCUGCUGAGUGCUGAACAGACAAAUAGAGACACACUUUCAUUCAUUCACUCACAUACUUACUGAACACUGGAAAUCAAAGUCAGAUUUUUUACAUACCUCCAAUAGGUUUGUUUUGUUGGUUUGUUUAGGCCUUUUCAGUUUUGCCUUUGUUGUUUUAAAGAGGGGGUUGCACGGGAGUGCAGUGGCUUAAUGCAGGAGAGAGUCAUGAACAGACACUAACAGCUGCUGGUCUUGUAGCUCGAAUCUUAGCAACUGCUUCUCCUUCAGAAUUAAAACAUUACAAUGCCUGAAACAUAAAGCUCAAAAGUUAUAUAUAUUUAAUGUAUAUAAACACUGUUUUGGAAAGGUCUGAAAUGGAACGUGUAAUUCCUGUUUUGCGACAAACAUUGUUAAAAUACCAAACGAUUAUGUGGCUUCAUGAAAUGGCAGGGUUUGUUUGUUUUAUUUAUUUAUUUAUUAUUCGGCGCAUUCUAAUGUUAUAAUUCGUACCCCUCUCAUCCCCCUCUUUAUUCAUGUCAUUUAAGGACUCAUCAUUUUUAUAAACGCAUAAACUAUUUGAUUUUAUCUACACAUUUCAUUUCACUUUUUUUUGGAGUAUAAUUUUUAUAUUUUUGAUUGUCUAAUCACAUUUUUGUCACUGUAAUAUUAAUUUUCCUUUUUAAGUGUGAUAGCUCUGGGAUGUCUUUGAAUCAUUUUGUAGACAUACAAGAACCAGUUGUUGUGGUUCAGGGUCGUUUUCAGCCAGGUUUCUCUGGUACUAAUACAAUUCAAAGUAUUUUUUUGCCUUAUUACUUUACAUACACCUUUAUGAAGUUAUUGUCAAUGUUAUUAUUGAUGUCAAAAAUAUUUUGUUUUCUGAUAUUUUUGAAGAUAAAGUGUUAAAAACCUGAAGAGGAUAUUGUGAAUGUGUGUUGUAAAAGUAAAUUACAUUUUUGUGCACAGAACUGAGGGCAUAAUAGUGCAGACUGCUAACGUGGAAAACAAAAAGAAAUGUAUAGCCAGUGUCUGUAGUAUUGAUGUAUUAAAUGUAAGAACGUAAUAGUUCAAUAUUUUUGGUCCUACCAUUGAUUUUAAGGCAAUACUAGUGAUGAAUAUUCAAAAAAAUUCAGAGUCAGAUAUAUAAUACAUAAAUAUAUAAAUGUGUCUUAAUUGUGUUGGAUUGUAUGUUAAUAUAGAUGCAAAACAAGGGACCUUUAAAACUAGAAAAUCUGGAAUUUUAAUCAUAUUCUGGAUAAUUACAGUACAUCGAUAUACUUAACAAUAAAAACAUUUCAAUUUAAUUUUAAAAAUUAACAAAAAUAUACAUGAUAUUGAUAUACUUAACCUUUUUUUUUCCAAUUUUGUACAAAUAAACAUGAUAUAUUUAGUUGUGGAUAUAUUGUCAUACAGUUCAAGAAUACAUGACUUAAGUAAAUUAAAAUCACUGUAUCCUGUUCAACACUUCUUGGUGAUCACAGGGUGUUUUUUUUUUAAUGUCACCUUUUUCUAUUUAAUAUAAACUGUGUAAAAAUGCCAAUGGUUUUGCUUUGUUUUUGUGCUGUAUAAAAGCAAUAGAAUGCUUAUCUCCAUAUCCCAGUGUAAUUCAUGGCACAUUCAUUUUGCAUGAGAUUUCCCCCUCGACAUUCCCAAGACACUAUAUUAAACUAAAUCUAUAAUCUGAUUUUAUUUCUUCUGCUUAGUUGAUGAGAGGUUGCACACACUUUAGUCACUGUACAUAAUAUCAAAGGUGCGGAGCAUCUUUGGUUUUAUUGAUGCUGCUCCUGAGCUGUGUCUCAAUAUCCAGCACUGCCAGCUCUGUUGUCAACACAAUAUUUUAUACAAAAAAUGACUGAAAAUGCUGCAAUUAAAGGUUUAAACUAUCUAUGCCCACAAACACUAUUAAGCGGGGAUACCGAAGUCCAUGCAAAAUGAAAUCUCUGUACAAUUUUGCACACGUUUAGUACUAUCAGUAACAAAAGAUUAUAUUAGUAUUUUGAAUGUCCUUGUCACAAUCUAUAAGUGAAUGAUUUUAUAGAUGUAUUCAAACAUGUACAGUCUGAAAGUAUACAGAUAUCAUAAAGCUCAAAAAUACCACUUACACUUAACUGUUGGGUGAACGGUUUUUACCAGAGUCUUUAUGUUUCUUAUAAGUUUUGUAUUUGUUUCAACUGUAUAUACUAAACAACAAAUAAAUCUAUAUGCUGAACCAAAA
This is a messenger RNA of Paramisgurnus dabryanus, 4521 nucleotides long. RefSeq names its product solute carrier family 7 member 8a (gene slc7a8a). Gene Ontology annotation, cellular component: membrane. NCBI's taxonomy places the organism in Eukaryota, Metazoa, Chordata, Actinopteri, Cypriniformes, Cobitidae. Gene Ontology annotation, molecular function: neutral L-amino acid transmembrane transporter activity; L-amino acid transmembrane transporter activity. Gene Ontology annotation, biological process: amino acid transmembrane transport; neutral amino acid transport. The record is from RefSeq and is a predicted model, not a curated record.